Messenger RNA from Leptonychotes weddellii (Weddell seal), 1332 nucleotides. The record is from RefSeq and is a predicted model, not a curated record. Lineage: Eukaryota; Metazoa; Chordata; Mammalia; Carnivora; Phocidae.
UCCACGGAGCCCACUGCCACAGAGGCCCUGCCCAUGGAGUCUACUGUCAUGGAGAUUCUGUCCACGGAGCCAGAAGCCACGGGUGCCCUGUCCACGGAGCCCACUGCCACAGAGGCCCUGUCCACAGAUCCAGCCACCACAAAGGUCCCAUCCACAGGACCUGCCACCAUAGGGCGCCUAACCACGGUCCUUCUUGUGACCUCUGAUCCUCAAAACAGCACCACUGUGGCAGGAGGCAAUUUGCUUGAUGUCCUCACCAAACGAUGGGAAAAUCGGCAGCAUCUCUCCCCACAGAGCUCUGUGGCCCCCAUCCCCACAGGGGCCCUGGACCGCAUCCCCGUGAAGCAGUGCUUGCUGGCCAUCCUCAUCCUGGCCUUGGUAGCCACGACUUUUCUCGUGUGCACAGUGGUGCUGGCCAUCCGCCUCUCCCGCAAGAAUCACAUGUACCCGGUGCGCAAUUAUUCCCCCACCGAGAUGGUCUGCAUCUCAUCCCUGCUGCCUGAGGGGGGCGAAGUGCCCACGGCCACGGCCAAUGGGGGCCUGCCCAAUGCCAAGAGCCAGGGCCUAAAGGCGGAGCCUGGGGAGGGCCGAGAUGGGGACGACCUCACCUUGCAGAGCUUCCUCCCUUAACUCCUCCGUUCGUCCAUGAGAGCAGGACCCGGGCCUCCUGGCUCCCUCCAAGGCCCGCCGGGCCACAACCAAGCACCCAGGCUCUGUUCCAGGUCUGGGUUUCCUUGGGGCCCCCUGGGGAUGGGGACCUUUAGAACAGGGCCCCUGGUUGGCCCACAGAACCGAAAGCGGCUGAAUUCUUGCAGCCAAAGCAGGAUUGGUGAGCCAGACGCCUUGUCCUCCCCCUCCAGAGGAGGCCAGAGAGAUCCCUCCACCUCCCUGUCUCCCACCUGUCUGGGCUCCCUCUAAUGCCUCCCACUGCUGAGGUCUCAUCCCCAUGCACCCAGGGAAGACCCAGAGUCUUCUGGUUGCUGUCACUGUACAGGAAGGGGGAAUUUGGGGGAGGAGUGCUGGGUUCCUGAGGCCAUUCCUGGUUACCCCCCCACUUGGGGGCAGCUUGGGUUUUCUUGGGCGUUUCCCCAGGGAGCCCAGGGUGAGAUCCUGGCCUGUGAGGUCUGGGGUAUACUUGGAGAGCCCAGGGCUAUACCCUUCUUUGGGGCUGUGUGGACCAACGAGCUUCUUCCUGGGGACAGAGUAACCCCUAUCCUGCCCUCUCUCAUCUGCGCCUAUGCCUACAUUUUAGGGAGGGCUCUGUCUUGUUCACUGAAUAUCCCACCCCCCAGCCCAGGGCCUGGUACAGCACAGGCCUUCAAUAAAUAUUUG